Molecule: messenger RNA, 3783 nt
Organism: Drosophila ficusphila
Lineage: Eukaryota; Metazoa; Arthropoda; Insecta; Diptera; Drosophilidae
Gene: MBD-R2
Exons: 5
Coding region: 153-3683 (1176 amino acids)
Biological process (GO): regulation of transcription by RNA polymerase II
Cellular component (GO): NSL complex
Molecular function (GO): DNA binding
Source: RefSeq, a predicted model, not a curated record
GGUCACACUUUUUCAAUGCGUUGUGUUUUUGCUAGUAAUUUUUCGCGUCGAUUUUGGUUUAUUUCAUCACAAUUAUAGUGUGCUUUUGCAAAGUAAACUAUUAAUCAAAAGAAACCAGUUGACUUGAAAGAAAAUCGAAAGAAUAAAUCGCCAUGGGCCGUCGCUGCUGCGUGGCCAACUGUCCAUCGACGUCGCGUCUAUUGGAGCACCACGGCGUGACGUACCACUCAUUCCCAUUGGACCCCAUUAUCCGCGCCAUUUGGAUCAAGAACUCACGCAUAAGUCUUGAACGGCAGAUCAGUAAGAGCGUCUUGGUCUGCUCGCGCCACUUCCGCCGCCUGGACUUCAACACAAUACGCAAUGGGAAGUAUCUGCUUAAGCCGCGCGUCUUUCCCACCGUAUUUCCGUGGGGCAAGAUGGACACUGCGGAGAUCGAGGCGGAUCACCGGGCAUUGCAGCACGCCAAUGUGGAGGGAGCGACUGGAGCCGCGGGAACAAGCCAAUCAUCGGCUAACGAAGAUGUUAUAAAGGCCACAGUGGACCAAAUAGUGGCGCAAAUUCUGGCAGAAACGGCAGAGCGCAAUGCAUCUGAUGGCUCGAAGGAACCCAAAACAGAAAAGGCGGAAGAUCCUCCAAAGACAACCCCUGCAGUAGCUAGUGCAGAUGCAACCAAGCCAGCCGCAGUGGAAUCUUCUGCUGCCCCAGGACCCUCAACCAGUGAAGCUGCUCCAUCGGCGGCCGGAUCCGCUUCAAACUCCCCACUUCCCGGCUCGCCACCCAAGUACAGCAACCCACACAAUCUGACGAUCGGCGCCCGUUUGGAGGCACUGAGUGUAGAGGGCAACUGGUUGCCCGCCCGUAUCGUCGAAGUCAACGAGACGGAGCAGACGCUCCUUGUGCGCUUUGAGCGCAAUCACAAGUUGAAGGUUUCUCCCUCGACGACCGGCAGCUUUCAGGAGUGGAUGGCCAUCAAGUCAGAGCGGCUGAGGCAGCGCCUUAGCAACCGAGUUCUGCCCGUCUUUGAGCUGGAUGAGAAGUGCAUGGCCCGCUGGUCUGGCCCACGCAAGUUUCCGGGGACCAUUCGCAAGCUGCUGGGUAACGACACAUAUGAGGUGCUCUUCGACGAUGGCUACAUAAAAAACGUGCGCGCCGUACAUAUGAACAAGGUGCCCAAGCAGUUACCCGCCAGCGGAUCAGUAGAAAGCGGGGCUCCUAAAGUCCCUACUCCUGUUGGAACUCCAGCAAGUGCGGUUCCUUUAGUCCCCAAGAGGGCAAGCACGGGCAGUGCAAGUGGAGCCAGUGUUGCCUCAAGCAGCAAGAAGAGCAAGAGCACCCCACAGCGAAGGGAUUGGCCGCUGCUGGACAUGGCCAGCCUGGAUAUAGCUUCGCUAGGCCUCCCCGAGAUUCCGCACGAUGGGGAGUGGACCUGCCACUGGGUGAACGACCAGCCCAUUGGAACCGAAGGCUUCCUGAUCGUGGGCGAACACCAGAAGCCCACGGUUAUUGUGCAGGACUGGCGCCUGCCGCCUGGCUGGAUCAAGCACAUGUAUCAGCGCUCCAACGUUCUGGGCAAGUGGGAUGUUAUUCUGGUAUCGCCAAGUGGAAAGCGUUUCCGCUCCAAAUCCGAUCUGAAGUUGUUCCUGGAGUCACAGGACCUGGUCUACAAUCCAGAUGUGUAUGACUUCAGCAUCCAUCGGCGUCGAGCAAAGGAUAUCAAUGCAUAUGUUUAUACACACGACUACAAUCCGCAGCCACCGCCAAAGACCAGGCCGUUGGAUGUCUCAAUGGACUCCACAUUAGACCAAAGCAGCACAACGCAACCCUCGUUGCCUUCAACUCCGAUGCCGGUAAAGGAAAGUCAGUACAUGGAGGCCCCUGUGGCCUCACUGAUGCCACCAGCAGAGCUUAUGUCGCCGCAGGCUCAGACUUCCGAUGAGGCAAAGGCUAAGACAAGCCCAGAACUACUGGAUGCCAUUGAGGGAGGUUCAGCUCAACUUCCGCCAGGAGAUCCUCCUUUGGUGGAGAAUGGCUUUGCUUUCAUUGGCGGUCUUAAGGUUCAAAUUCAUGAUAAUCUAUAUGUUUGCCCUCGCGAAGGUUGCGGGAAGACAUACCGCAAAGAGGACUUUCUGCUUAUUCACAUUCGCCAUUACCACAAGGAAUUUGCCGAGUACGUGAGUCAUUGCCCAAAGAUGCAGGAGCUGGCGGUCAAGCGUACGCAUCCCUCGUCCAUCGAGCAGGGCGAUGCGGUGCCCAAAAACCAAAUUCCCAACCAGCAGUUUUUUGCCAAGUUGCACCAGCAGGAUCUGCAGCAGUCGCGGUCGUUUAAGCGUCAGACGCUUCCAGCCACGGUCACAUCCCCCGCAACUCAAGGAAAUCCUCCUGGCAUAUCACCCACUAAAACACUCUUAUCUCCCAAGAUGGAGCCUCCAGAUGCGGUGACGCCUUCUGUUGAUAUUGCCAUUAAAACAGAGGAUGUUUCCCUGGAAGCUGGAGCUAACAAUUCGAUGAACUCAACACUAAGUCGGUCAUGCAAGCGGGCUCGCUUCUCGCCGACAAAGCGACCAUCUGGCUCAAGGAAGAGCAACCGUCAGCGCUCUCAGCGUCGCAGCAAUAUGAACAACAGCCCAGCUGGACAUUCCUUAAACGAUCAGGACGCUGAGGAGACCAGACAAUCCUUUAACACGCCCACUCCGGAUACUCGUAGCGACUCAAAGAAACGUCGAGUCGGUGCCACAGCUACGCCCAUCAGUUCUAUCGACUCACCAGCCACGGCAGAUUCGGUAUCCACACCGUCGUCAAACGAUCAGGCGGACAUUAAUGCAGCUUUGGCGCCACCGCCAGCGGAAACCGUCAGUAAAGCACCGCAGUACAUCAAGGAGAACGGUGAGCUAAUAAGAAUCGUACGCAUGCGGCAGGAGGAGAUCAUUAACUGUAUCUGCGAGUAUGGUGAGGAGGAUGGUCUGAUGAUCCAGUGCGAGUUGUGUUUGUGCUGGCAGCACGGCGCAUGCAACGGAAUCGUAAAGGAGUCUGACGUUCCGGAUAAGUACGUUUGCUACAUCUGCCGUAAUCCGCAAAGGGGACGGGACUCCAUGCGGUUUAAGCAUGAUCAGGAUUGGCUGUUCGAAGGCAAGUUGCCGGUGGCUGCGUACCAUACACCGAAUCCUCAAAUUACCAAACAAUUCGAGCUCUUGAAACGUUCGCACACACUGACCGGCAAUUUACUGGAAGCCAAGCGAUCAAUGCAUUCGCUUCAAGUCAAAAUCAACAUCGCUCGCAACCGUUGUCAUCCGAAGCUGUAUCUAUGGGCCAAGAAGUGGGACGAGGAUUAUGUGGACGCUUCUGCCGUGACCCCGGUAAAGCGUCCAAAGACGGAGCAACCUGACCUUCCAAACGUUCCGCAACCGGAGGCUGCUAUCGAUCCAGAGGAGUGCCAGUAUCGCCUGAUUGAGCAUGUUAAAGUGCAGCAGGCAUUGGUUAUGAAUCGACUUAACGACAUCGAAGCGGAAAUGGAUGAACUUGAAAAAGAAGACAGCUUGGAGGACUUGAAAGAUGGUGACAUCUCCACCACCAAAGAGGCCCUGGCCACAUUUAUCAAGGAGCUGGAGACCAUGAAGCGCCUUGCCAAGCUCAACCAGGUUGCCAAUCUGAAGCAGAGCCUAAAAGAAUCUGCCGCUAAUCAGUAAACUGUUAUUUUUAGAAGUCGGGAAAGUGUAUCCUUUUCCAUUUUUGCAAAUCGAGAAUUUUAAAUGAAUGAUAUAUAAAAUACAUUGGCUUCAAACCUUA